AUGAGUUCGCCUUCGCCAGUUGUAGCUUGGGGAAUGGAUGUCAUCGGUACUAUAGAGCCAACCUCUUCUAAUGGACACAGAUUCAUUUUGGUUGCCAUUGAUUAUUUAACCAAGUGGGUGGAGGCAGCCUCUUACAAGUCGUUAGCUGAUGAAAGAGAUAUGUUAGCGACUUUAUAUUAUUCAUCGAAAGUCAAGUGCUUAUCGCCCCCAAAUGAACGGAGAUUUAGAGGCCGCCAACAAGAAUAUCAAAAAGAUUUUGAGGAAAAUGAUCGACAAACAGCGAGGUUAUCGAACGACGGUCAGAACAUCGAGUGGGCUACUCCAUACUUGCUAGUAUAUGGAACAGAGGCAGUCGUACCUGUUGAAGUCGAGAUACCGUUCUUGAGGAUCAUCCAGGAAGCUGAAUUAAGUAACGCUGAAUGGGUUAAUAAACGGAUUGAUCAACUAGCUUUAAUUGAUGUGAAGAGAAUGGUCGCCAUUUUCCAUGGCCAGUUGUAUAGACAGAGAAUGACUCGCGCUUUUUCACAACAGAGUAAGAGCCAGAAAUUUCGAUGUUCGUCAAUUGGUUCUUAA
Solanum lycopersicum (tomato) is the source of this 573-nucleotide messenger RNA. Lineage: Eukaryota; Viridiplantae; Streptophyta; Magnoliopsida; Solanales; Solanaceae. The record is from RefSeq and is a predicted model, not a curated record.